AUUGUGGAUGGUUAUGUCAAGAACUGGAGGUGGUGGGGUGCUGGUACAGGAAAGGUUGUCGAGGUUAGGUACGGUGGUCAACUGGGAUAUUGACAAUGGAGACACGGCGACAGCCGGGCACGAGGGGAAGGACUUGUAGACUUGCCCAAGGGCUAUUGAGUCAGCGGGCCGCAUUACAUUCAGAAUCGGCAACAGUAUUAGCAUGGGCACCUGUAGCCGUCUGGCGAGGAAUGGAAAAGGGCGAGAGACAUGAUGCAGGCUGGUUUGUGAGUUGUGCAGAGGUGCGGAUUGCGAGUUGGGGGUGGGCUUGGUUGAGGCCCGAGGCCUUAUUAGCCCAAUACGAUUGGGAGGGCAGCGAGGGGAAAGGGAGGUCUGGGCAAGGAUCACAAGGUGAAAGCAACGGUAGCUGUUCGCUUGAGCAUCGAGUUUAGAAACGGGGAAUUUCGAUCCAACUGCUGACCACCUAGGUACGGAGUAGGUGUGCCAGGCUAAGACGAGGGGCGGUCAGCCGCUUAGUUGACGGAACAGGCUUACCUAUGGUCUCGGUGCAGGCCCCUCGGCCGUGGACCAGGGGGCAUGGCUCAUCAGACGAGUAAUGUGUACUCCAUGACAAGUAGAUCUGGAUGUGAUAGAAACGCACGCCCAGGCUG
Molecule: messenger RNA, 650 nt
Organism: Exophiala mesophila
Lineage: Eukaryota; Fungi; Ascomycota; Eurotiomycetes; Chaetothyriales; Herpotrichiellaceae
Exons: 1
Coding region: 96-431 (111 amino acids)
Source: RefSeq, a predicted model, not a curated record